This is a messenger RNA of Drosophila simulans, 2523 nucleotides long. RefSeq names its product homeotic protein empty spiracles (gene ems). Gene Ontology annotation, biological process: neuron differentiation; brain development; central nervous system development. Gene Ontology annotation, molecular function: DNA binding; DNA-binding transcription factor activity, RNA polymerase II-specific. Bases 363 to 1853 code for a protein of 496 amino acids. Lineage: Eukaryota; Metazoa; Arthropoda; Insecta; Diptera; Drosophilidae. The transcript is spliced from 2 exons. The record is from RefSeq and is a predicted model, not a curated record.
CAGCGCAGCUCUCUUCGAGUAGCGCACACUUGGUGGUGUUGCCGGGCUUACCGGAUUUAUUCAGACAUCGAACGUCGUCGUGAGCACACGUCUAUAUUCUCCGUCUUCCGACAAAAAAAAAUAAGAAAAACGAACGCGUCGAUCGCAGUAGCGCACAAGUCUUGACAACCCGAGUGUGUGUGUGAUUAAUAUAGUAACUAUACGUAUAUAUAAAAGCGUCUCCAAUGCGUCGCUUAGUGUGAGAAAAUCAACGAAACAUAGAGAGUUACAAAUAAGGACUUCCCAGAGGAUUAGAAAACAGAAUACCGUGUUUAAACCCCCGAAAAAAAGCCGCCAACAUAGCCGAACUAACCGCCGUAUUUAUGACUAAGAUGAUUCCGCCGGUUCCCACCGCCGCUGCAGCCGUCAUGAUGCCCACACCAAAGCAGAAGAUCGGUUUCAGCAUCGAGUCCAUUGUGGGCAAUGAUGUCAGCACCGCCGGCGGCAAUUCGACGCCCGAGCUAUCCGGUCCCCAGAGUCCGCCGCCCGGCGAGCGCAAUGUGCCCGGUUCGCCGCCCCAAACGCCACCAGCCACACUCACCUUGAUCCCAGGCUCUCCCCCGCACCAUCUGAUGGCUCCUCCUGCCCACGGACUGUCCUAUCCGCAUCCGCAUGCUCAGCAGCAACAGCAGCAUUUGCAGGCACCACAUCCGCAUCCGCAUCUAUCUCCUGCGCAGCAACAUGUGCUCCACCAGCACCUCCUCAUGCAGCAGCAGCAACAUCAGGGCACACCCAAGAGCCACCAGGAUAUUCAGGAGCUGCUGCAGAGACUGCACCACAAUGCCGCCAUGGCCAGCGGCCUGAGUCCGCUGCAGACACGCCUCUCCCCCGAAACGGAGCAGCCCCAGAUGGCCGUCUCCCUCAAGCGGGAACGCUCACCUGCACCACCUGCCAUGGAGCAGGCCGAGAAUCCCGCCCAGCGCAUCCAGCCACCGCACACGCCUCCCAAGUCCGUGAGCCCCCAGUCCUCGCAGCCCUCAUCUUCGCCCACUCUGCUGAUCAGCAGUCCACAUGCUACACCGCCACAGCAGCAACAGCAGCAGCCGCCCCCGAAUUAUCCAAAGCCCGCCAUGAUGCAUCCCGGAGGAGCUGGACCCAUGAUGAUGCCGGGCAUGCCGCCCGCUGGACUCGUUCGCCCCUUUCCCAUGGGACCCGGAGGACCACCGAUGCCGCAAGGUCAACCCGGCUUGCCGGACAUCAAGGCGCUGCCGCCGUACAUCAACGCUCCUCCAGAGCUACCGCCCCAGCACAAUCCACAUCUCAUUGCCGCCGCCCAGUUCCAGAUGGCCGCCGCCCUGCAGGCAGGUCAUGUCCUUGGUCCAGCGGCCGCCGCCGCUGCUGCCGCCGGCCUGCCGCCCCACGCCCAGUUCAUGCCCAAUCCGGGCAUGGCCAGGGAUAGCUAUCAGCUGUACCCGUGGCUGCUCAGCCGUCAUGGAAGGAUCUUCCCACACAGAUUCCCUGGAAGUUUCCUGGUGCCCCCGUUCCGCAAACCGAAACGCAUCCGCACCGCCUUCUCGCCAUCGCAGCUGCUGAAGCUGGAGCACGCCUUCGAGAGCAACCAGUACGUGGUGGGGGCGGAGAGAAAGGCCCUGGCCCAGAACCUCAAUCUGUCCGAGACGCAGGUGAAGGUGUGGUUCCAGAACCGACGCACCAAGCAUAAGCGGAUGCAGCAGGAGGACGAGAAGGGUGGCGAGGGAGGAUCGCAGCGGAAUAUGCACAACGGCAGCGGCGACGAGGACGACGACGAACUGAUCGACAUGGAGAUGGACGAGUGCCCCAGCGAUGAGGAGCACGAGCUGGACGCCAGCCACUGAGAGAAGCGGCCAGGAGAUAGUCCUGCGGCGGUCCGUGAGUUCCUUAUCCUGGCGAAUGCAGUCCAGUUCCAGUUAUCGAGGGUUCCCAGUCGAAUCUCGGCGAGAGUAACAUAGUUUGUUUUGUUGUGAUAUAUUCUUAGAGCGAUCCCAAGGCGUUAGGCUAAGUGUAUAUAGGGCAGUAUUAAGAGACCCUUCCUCUCCAUCCACAAUUCUCUCUCAAGAUCCGUGCCAAAUCCUUGCGAAGUUUCGAGAUUGAGUAGAGCUCAAAGAAUGCAAGUUGCUUCCUCUCUUUCCCAAAUAUCAAAUGCAAAAAAGAAACCCUAAAAAAUUAACCUAGGCUAGACACCACCAACUAUAACUGUACAAAUAUUAUGACUUAAGCCUGUAAAUAUUCAUGACAUUACUUUUAAUUAGUGAAUUCUUCAGAACAAAUCGUACUCGAUGCACUAGCUAUUGUAUAAUUCUUGUAUAUUGUAUGACGAUCUAGCAUUUAUUUAUGUUUAGUCUUAAGCACGAACCUCUAGAGUCGCUCAACUGCAGCUGGAUAUUAUUUAAAGCCGUCUAAUAUAAAGCCCUAGUUGCUAGUAACUACUUCCUAAGCCAACAUGAUUGUAAGAAACACACACGAAUAUUAUCAUAUAAAAUAUAAAAUAUUCAUUAUGAAAAGAAA